GCAAUGGGACUCGGACAAUAUGGGGGACCCUGAAAUAGGAGCACGUUCGCCCGCAGCCCUCGAGCUGGUGUAGUCGUGAGGACCGCGGUGCUCGUCCGCCCGCCCGCCAACAGUGGCCGGAAGCACCCUUUGAGCGGAGUCUGCAACAAUCGAAGCGCGCAGCCGAUUGUCGUGGAGAUGUCGAGUCGGUGUUGAUCGCCCUACAUAGCUCGACCGACCGAACAAACAAUAACAUGGAGCAGAAUCGCAAGGUCUACAAGGUCGUGCUGACCGGAGGUCCGUGCGGCGGCAAAACCACCGGCCAGUCCAGGCUGUGCACCUUUUUCGAGAACCUCGGCUGGAAGGUGUUUCGAGUGCCGGAGACGGCGACCGUUUUGCUCAGUGGCGGAAUCCGGUUCAGCGAACUGUCGGACGACGAAGCCAUCAAGUUCCAGGAGAACCUGCUGAAGACGAUGGUGCAGAUCGAGAACACGUUCUUCGAGUUGGCCUCGAGUUGUCCGCGCAACUGCCUCGUGAUCUGCGACCGCGGCGCCAUGGACGCGUCCGCCUUCAUCGCCAAGGACAAGUGGGAGUUCCUCAUGUCCAAGAACAACUGGAACGAGAUCGAGUUGCGCGACACGCGCUACAACCACAUCAUCCACAUGGUGUCUGCCGCGAACGGUGCCCAGGCCUUUUACACCUUGGAGGACCACUCGUGCCGGAGCGAGGGCGUGAGUCUGGCGCAGGAGCUGGACGAGAACGCGGCGGCCGCCUGGGUCGGCCACCCGUACUUUGACGUCAUCGACAACACGACCAACUUUGAGCAGAAAAUGCGCCGCAUGAUCGAGUGCGUGUGUCACAAGCUGGGCGUCGACACCGGCGACAGGCUCAAGGUGAACGCGAGGAAGCGCAAGUUCCUGGUGCAGGGUCCGCUGCCGCCGGUCGACGCGUUUCCCAAGUUCCAGGACUUUGACGUGGUGCACCACUACCUGCAGACCAGCACGCCUCACAUGCAGGCCAGGCUGAGGAAGAGAGGCCAAAACGGUCACUGGAGCUACAUCCACACGAUCAGGCGGCCGGCCGUGGAGAACCAGGUGGUGGAGGUGAAGACGCAGUUGUCGCAGCGCGACUACCAAAACCUGCAGGCCCAGGUGGACGAGUCGCACUUCACCGUGUACAAGACGAGGCGCUGCUUCAUCGUCACGGUCAACUUUGUGCGCAAGGGCGGCGAGGCGCAGGAGGACCCCGAGGUGUGCCAGCAAAGCCAGUACUUCCAGCUGGACAUUUACCAAGAGCCGUGCCACGAGCGGUGCAAGGGGCUGAUGUUGCUGGAGACGUACACGUCCCUGGACGACGAGGGCAUCAAGAAGUGCCUGCCCAAGUUCUUGAACGUCGUCGACGAGGUCACCGGCAAACCAGACUACUCCAUGUUCAACCUGUCGCUCAAGGAGGACUGGAAGAACAGCAAAAAGUACUGCAACUACAUGCCAGUGAAUGGGCAGGAUCCGCACCUGGUCAAACUGGUGCGGCAGAAGAGCCAACAGGUGAACGGCUCGUCCACCUGAGGCCUCGAGUCGUGCUUCUUAAGUAAAGAGUGAUGUGGUUACCGGCCCUCGACUUUUUUCCUUCGGCCACUUAAUUUUACGAUUGAUUCUCAUUUAGCCAACACAACUAAAUCGUAUUCAGAGCUACUUAAAGGCAGGAGUGUUUUUUCCCCUACCAGACACACACUCUUGUAUGUACUUUUGAUGAUAUUAAUUUACGAAUCGUAUUUGCUCCGUUUUUGUGCGGGAGCCGAAAAUAUCUUUGUGCAAUAUUUUUGUAAAUUCAAAAAUGAAAGUUAUUUAUGAAAAGAGACGGGAGACAAUUUUCUAACAGCGAGAUGUGCGUUUUAUGAAUUUUGGUGACCUCUUUUGAAUGGACUAUUCUAACACCUAGCUCUAAAAACGCUUACAUUUUUCCUCGGUAGUGCAGGAAGAAAUGAUUCGCAUGUUUCGAUUUUCAUCCUGGAGGUGCCGUUUCAUUUUUGUAUUUUAGCUAACGAAAAAACAUAGUCAUGUUAUGAAUAACAAAUCUUUUUAUCCUUUUAGGUGCCAUAAUAAUAUUGUCAAGUUCACUGAACUUUUAGUUUGGUUCAUUUCUGUCAAAAUCAAAACUUUAGAUUGAGAAAUAAAAGUGAUUCUUUUAUUAUAAA
Neocloeon triangulifer is the source of this 2173-nucleotide messenger RNA. It is a transcript of the gene Ttd14, whose product is annotated as TRPL translocation defect protein 14. The record is from RefSeq and is a predicted model, not a curated record. The transcript is spliced from 10 exons. The coding region runs from base 234 to 1544 and encodes 436 amino acids. Gene Ontology annotation, biological process: photoreceptor cell maintenance. NCBI's taxonomy places the organism in Eukaryota, Metazoa, Arthropoda, Insecta, Ephemeroptera, Baetidae. Gene Ontology annotation, molecular function: phosphatidylinositol binding; GTP binding; phosphatidic acid binding.